This is a messenger RNA of Parastagonospora nodorum SN15, 1158 nucleotides long. RefSeq lists its product as hypothetical. The coding region runs from base 1 to 1158 and encodes 385 amino acids. The transcript is spliced from 2 exons. NCBI's taxonomy places the organism in Eukaryota, Fungi, Ascomycota, Dothideomycetes, Pleosporales, Phaeosphaeriaceae. The record is from RefSeq and is a predicted model, not a curated record. Gene Ontology annotation, molecular function: metallopeptidase activity.
AUGCUCGCCUUCCAGUCUCCUCUCGUACUACCUGUACUCAGCGCAUGUUCGCUCUUCACGAAUACCCUGGCUCGUCCAAAUGGCAUCAUCGCCGAAGAUAAAGGCUCACCGGGUCCUCAAUACGCAACAUCAUUGACCGGUGGUGAGGGCUGCGACACCGACGACCUAUCCCACAUCCACGCCGGCUUUCAAGAAAUGGCAGCGAUCUUCCAAGCAGCGCUACCCUACGAGCCCAUUGGCCAGCCCGCCGUAGAAUUCUUCGGCCUCCCCGAUCUAGUCGGCAAUUACACCAGCAUGAUCGAAACCAAUCUCCAGCGCGCCGCCAACUUCGGCAAGCUCGAGGAAAGCGAAGGCCCAGCGAAUUCAGACAUACACGUGCGGUGCGAUGAUCCACUGGGCGUCUGCCGAUUUGGCAAUCGUAGAGAAGGAAGCCACGCAGCAUACAACAUCGGCAAUGAACCACACAUCGUCUUCUGCGAGGACUACUUCCGGCUCGAUCCGCUCAAAAAGCGCGUCGACAAGAACGCAGAAGACCAGACCGAAAAGGACAAGCUCAUGGAGUACUACACCCGCGCAACCCUCUGGGCGCGAAUGGUCAUGCACUUUUCUGAAAUCGGCAAGGCCGUCGUGACACGCCCGGUCCCUGGCCCUCCAAAUUCGACGACGGAGUGGACGGUAAGCAUGACCGAAGGCGCGAUGAACACGUCCGUCCUCGCCGGCGUUAUGAACGAGCGCCCAGAUCCCAACGGGCCCAGCGACAUCCAGACGCUCAAGUACGCAUACGGCGUCACGCGCGCGAAACUGCUGACCGUGCUGUCGACGCAAAUGCCCUACGAUGCGGCCAACAAUGCGGAGAAUUAUGCACUGUACGCGCAGGCGCGCUAUGUGAUGCGGGAAAAGGGGUUUUAUCCGAGUAUUCCGAUCAUGGACUUCCCGAACGAGGCGACGGUGUUGACGAAUGAGAAUUUGCAGGAUGGCGAGAAGAUUCGGUUUGCGUUCUUUGAUAUGACGGAUGUGGUCGCUCGGCCGGCCAACAUGGAGUUGGAAGGAGAUCCUAUCUUUUUCUCGUCUGCCCCAUCCAGGCUCGACACGACAGCUAUUGGCAUCGCAUGUACUGUUUUCGCCAUGGGCUUCAACUUACUGCUGUCCUAUGGUUGA